Molecule: messenger RNA, 5170 nt
Organism: Amyelois transitella
Lineage: Eukaryota; Metazoa; Arthropoda; Insecta; Lepidoptera; Pyralidae
Exons: 26
Coding region: 289-4590 (1433 amino acids)
Cellular component (GO): membrane
Molecular function (GO): G protein-coupled receptor activity
Source: RefSeq, a predicted model, not a curated record
CCGAAGACGCCAGACGUUGAUUCUGUGUCGGUCGUCUCCGCGCGCGAGUGAUUAUUACGAUGUCGAGUGACGAAAAUAAUUUCAAGUGAUACCAGUGAGUGAUUUUACUCUUGUGUUUAUCAACAUAGGUGGGCCUGUUAGAUUCUCGACGGUAAAAUGUAAGCCUCCAACUGCAAUAUUAGAAGACGCUAUAAAUGCGUGAAGUUUCGACCUACUUCGAACUUUUUCUCAGUUGGACACUCUUAUCCAUGUCGUGGUUGCAGAUACAGAAAUCAGAGUGGAUGCUAAAUGAAUGUUUCUUUUACAGAGGGGUUAACCAUGCAUCGCCUGCUAAGCAUCACGCUGAUCACCACCAUGGCCGCCGACCACAUCUACUCCCAAGAGGACCGGGAGCACCAGGGACCCCGCACGUGUGGUGGCCACUUAAAAUCCCCAGUCGGCAUCAUCCAAACUCCAGACUUCCCCAACCCUUUCCCAGUUCCAAUCAAGUGCCGAUGGAUUAUAGAACACGAUAUACCAAACGGGACUAUAUCAGUAUAUUUCACACAACAGUACACUACUAGUGGAUUGACGUUUACGGAGUAUAUGUAUUAUGAUGAGUCGUCAUAUAAGUUGGGGGAGAGGAGGGCGCUGACGGUGACUGAGGAGAACAUUACGAGGGUUAAAUGGCUUCAGGUCCAAAGCCCAGUUCUGGUCGUGGAACUGACCCUGAACAGGCUCGAGGGCACGCAGCUAAGAGCCCUAGGGCUCCUGUCGGUGUUCGGCUUCAAUAUGACGUAUGCUGUUAGAAGCCCUACGGACGGGCCAGGACCUACCUCGUGCAGCGCCAUCGAGUGUCGAUUAUUGGGACACUGUUAUGCUCAGCGCGAUUACAAGGAAUUCUACUGCGCGUGCUUCGAAGGCUACUCGGGGGCGGACUGCGGUGUGGGCCCGCUGUGUCCGAGGACGUCAAACAUGUGCAAGAACGGAGGCACUUGCAGACAGAUGGGUCCAGCUGCGGUCAGCUGCAUUUGUGCCCCGGGCUUCACGGGGGACCUUUGUGAAUCGCAGAUUGCUGAACCAGAAUGCGGCAUCGAAGAGUGUUCCGAAGGUUGUGAGGGAGGCAUCUGCGAUUGUACACCAAGAGACACGGAUUUUUCGUCAGCAAGAUACGAAACUAGGCUACUGAUCGGGGACCAUCCGAACGGGAACAUAUCACAAGAUUUCGUCAAACAGAUAACAAGCUAUUUAAAGGCAUCCAAUAUAAGUUUGGAAGAUGAUAUUGAAGUACUUAAUGUAAGCUCUCCUGACCUGAACAAUGCAAGGACCGUCUGGCUGCGACUCUGGGGGGCACGACGAGACGCGGGCGCGCUGCGCGCUGCACUGGCUCGGCUAGCAGCCACGCGCGCGCGCGCAGAUCGACUUAGAAUCCUACCCGCCACCCAGCACUUUUUAAUGCAGCCAGCACUCAGUUUACAAGCAGUGGUAGUGAACCAACGGCCAGAAGUAUGGGAGGGGUCAGAGUUCAUACUGAGCUGUAUGGCGUACGGGUCCCCAGACAUCGUGUUCACCUGGUACAAAGACGGGGUCAAAGUCAACUUUAACGGCACCACGAGGGAUAUCUGGACUAGAACAGUCGCAGAAGACGCGCUAGGCCGUCGGAUGUCAGUAUUGGGCAUAUCUGAAGCGAAAAGGCCCGACAGUGGGAAGUGGUCGUGCGCAGCUGAAGACGCCGGGAGAAGGCGAUGCAGGGCGCUGAGAUUAGCUAUAUUGAGGCCGCCUGAUAUAAGACUAGUACCGUCUACGUUAACUGUAAACAAGGGUGACAACGUCAGCAUCACAUGUUUAGCAGGCGCUGGGCGCGUACACGGGGCCUUGGGGUUCAGUUGGGCCCGGGAGAGAACCCUGCUGCCCCUGGCACCAGGGCGCGAGGUCUGGGAAGACCUGUACCCAGCUGGAAGCGUGCUGAAACUUUAUAAUGUACAGAAAUCCGGUGAAUUCCGCUGCCAAGUGUCCUCAGUGGCCGGCACCAACGCCAAAGGUGUGACGAUGUGGGCUCUCGGCGCUGCAGACGAGGCUUGCGAAGCUGAGACCUCCCAUGGUCUGCGGUGGCCGAAGACUGCUCCGGGGGCGCACGCUUCUGCGUCGUGUCCCCCUGGACAUACUGGAGAAACUACCAGAUUCUGCGAGCCAAAGACUGGACAGCAUGGAGUCAAGUGGAUGAUACCCGAUUUUUCCGGGUGCAUCGCUGACUCGCUUAGAGAUAUUUUUGAACAGUUCAGUAGGAUCUGGUACGGGUAUUCCUGGGCUAAUGUAUCCCACGUGGCUCGCCAAUACGGGGGGGUGCUGCACUCCCUCCCCCCGCACCCCGGGGAAGGCAGCAUGCCCCUCCAGCACUCCCGCCAGAUGAUGCACUACCUCCUCUCUCCCGUGGGAAGACCGAAAGACCGGGAAGACUCCACGGAGUAUCUGCUCAAGAUAUAUGACACGCUGUUGAAGCAUCCUGAUACAUUUUUGGAUGAAGAGAAAAUCUACCUCCUCCAAAACGCAGCAGCCGAGACGGCCAGCAUGAAGAAUCACCUAGACCUUCGUCUCCACCAGUUUACAGUCAAAACGAAACCAGUAAGAGAUGACCACGCGGCUCACUUUGACCUGGUUCCCAAUGGUUCCGAAGAGUGGCAGUUGGCUUCGGUUGGUGUGGAACUACUGGGGAGAACCGGGAAUGCGUCCGUGGUGGUAGUGCAGUACCACAAUCUGGCUGCGAGACUGCCUUCUCUAAGGAGAUCUAUUGAGUUCAACGUGCCGUCUUCCAGGAGCGGCCGCGAGGUGGAGCACGUGGUCGCCUCGCAGCAGCUCCAAGUGGCCGCCAGGGGCGCUGGUGUCGACGCCGCUCUACACACCGUCACGAUACUGUUCACCCAUAUCAAGAAUUAUAGCGCUGUUGCUUCAAAACUAGCGUGCGGUCUCCGAACGUCAUCAGAGCCCCGUUCGUGGUCAACCAAGGCCUGUGAGGUCCGAGUGCCUGAACCUUCCCACGUGGCCUGCCGAUGUCGAGGCCUUGGAACUUAUGCUCUCUUCACUAUUGAGAGAUCCACCCUGACGGACGUGGAGAAAGACCUCCGCGGCGUGGUGAAGAUUACGGCGAGCGUGGGGGGCGCCAUGUGCUUAGCGGCGGCCGCGCUGCAGCUGCUGGGCUUGAUCCCGGGGCGGCGGCCGAGGCUGCCGGUGCUGCUGAAGGCGGCCACUGCUGGCACCCACUCCGCUGCUAUACUGACGCUGCUGGAAUGUGAUACAAGACAGGAAGAAGCAUGUCCGGGAGCCCUGGGCUGGGUGUGCGCCGCGUGUUGGUGCGCGGGGUGUGCUGCGCUCUGUGCUCAGCCUCUUCUGCUGCAAGCGGAGUUGGCAGGCCGGUCACAGGGAGCGCCAUCUGUCGGCCUUUUAGCGGGUGUCUGCACCCUAGCCUGGCUCUCAGCCAGACUGUGGGGCGGGGCCCCCCUGCAAUUAGGGGCUGCGGCAGCCUCGGUGUGUGCUGCUGGCUGCGCGCUGCUGGCGGCGCUGUGUCUCGCUCUAGCAUUGUGCGCCGCCGCUAGACUGAGAACUAUCACGCACAAAGUCCCGCCGGAGAGAAGAAACUACCUGAAGGACAGGAGCCGUGUAGUCCGGCACACGCUGGUGCUGCUGGUGACGACGGCGGCGGCGCAGGCGGCCGGCGUUGCGUACGCGCAGCCCGGCGAGCGGCGCCUGGCGCACGCGGCCGCGCUCUCAGCCGCCGCUCUAGCUAACGGCGUGGCGAUGGUGGUGUGUUACGUGGUACGCGACGAAGAGUGCCUGCGAGCCGCUCGCCGCGUGUUGUCUCUGCCGCACCACGACCGCGAUGGGGACACGUCACUCAGUUUGUACAUAAAGCAAGGAGGAGAAGUGGAGAGUCGCGGUGGAGUGGGUACAGUGGAGUGCUCGUCGCCGGUGUCGCCCGUCAGCUCGUACUGGCGCGCGCCGGGGCUCGAGUCUCCGGCCAGGGCGCAUCGAAGACAAUCAACCCCCGACAGCAGAGCAGAUAUCGUCCGCUGCGUCGAAUACAAAGACUCUAUGAUGAGUCCGCACCGCUACGAGACACGGCACAUGUCCACCACCCACGCCGUCUGCGAUCUCAUCCCCCAUCCCCCCUCACAGCCCGAGUACAUGGCCAGGGUCUGUCUAGAACUAGGAGUCCUCAACACACCCCCUCGGGAAACACCCGCCCCCCUCCUCACCUGCUCCGUAGACUUCGAACCCUACCCAGAAAAACACACAGAACCCAAAGAAUGCACCCUCUGCGUACAAUCCAACCCGGACGUCUCCAAAAUCCCAUCCCCACCUAUAAAAAGCUGCUUAAAGAAAAGCAAAAACCCUGACUUCUCUUCCAGCACGUCACUACCGUCCAUUGAAGUGGUCAAGGAGGAACCCAAAAAAUCUGACAUCGAACAAGUGAACAGGGAGUGGAACAAAGCGUACAAUUCCCCAGAUACAGAUAAAAUGCUCAAUAAAAUAUCCAGCGAUCUGGAUUUUCUUCUAAACAGGACUCAAGACGGUAAAACCGUUAUACUCGACCAAAUUGAAGAAGCGCCGACUUAGGGGUGAAUGGUAGUUAAGUAAAGUGAUUCAAUUUAGCAGCGUAAGCAAACGAAUAACAUGGAAACAGGGGUGCAUCAUGCCAAACGUUAGUUAGUUAAAUUGUAAAUAUAUUAUGUAGGUACUUAUUAUAAAAGAUUGUAUCAAAUUGUAUAAGAUUUAUCUGUAAAAUAACUUAUUGUAAAUAAUGACACAGGGAAACAUAGUUACCAUUUUUUUUAUUAUUUUAAUCAGUGAUUUUAUUUUUUACAGUCGCAAGUCGGUUAAAGGUUAGACCAAUAAUACUUUAUUUAACUCCAUCAUUACUAAAAUGUAUAACAAUUUAUUUAAAUGUUUUAAAUUUAUUUUAUAAUUAAAAAACCAUUUAUGAUAGUAUAUUGCUAUUCAAUUUAAAUCAGAUACAAUUUUUUUUUUGUUUAUGUUGAUGUUAAUCUGUAUAACACAGUAGUUAUCUGAUUUUACCAUUCAUGUCUUAAAACAAGUUUCAUAUACUGUAUAAAUUUACUAACAUAGUUAUUAGAUAAACGAAAUGUGAUAUUAUUUUUACAUGUAUUAGUUAUUCAUUCAUAUAAUAUUAUUUCUG